AGUGAUUCACGAGUUACUUCCCCUGUAUGCCUGCCCAUCGUAGAUGAUAUACUGUUUACUAAAUCUAUUAAAAUUAUACCAGAAAAAAAAUUAUCAAGAUCUAACACAAUUAUAAAUUAAAAAUGUCAUCUUUUAAAGAAAAGGAAAAAGCAAAAGAACAGCAGGAAAAGUUUCAGGCCAUUCUAUCAGCCCUUUUAAAAGAUGAGGACAAUAAAUAUUGUGUCGACUGUGAUGCGAAAGGACCUAGGUGGGCAUCAUGGAAUCUAGGAAUUUUUCUUUGCAUUCGAUGUGCUGGCAUUCAUAGGAACUUAGGUGUUCACAUCUCUAAAGUUAAAUCUGUCAACUUAGAUACAUGGACACCUGAACAAGUUUCUAUGAUGCAAGAAAUGGGAAACAGCAGAGCUAGGGCUGUGUAUGAAGCUAAUAUUCCAGAUGGCUUCCGUAGACCUCAGACAGAUUCAGCUCUAGAGGCAUUUAUAAGAUCCAAAUAUGAACAGAAAAAAUAUAUAGCACAAGAAUGGGUACCCCCACAACCCAAAGUUCCUAAAGAGUUGGUAGGUUCUUCGUGGUUAGAUGAUUCAAAAGGAGAUAAAAAGAAAGUCAAAACAAAGCCCAUAGCGACUCCGCUGCCAAUUACCAAUCUUAACAAACUGGGCGUAUCAGCACCAGCAGGAGAUUCCAAUAAAGUAAACCAGCCUCCCAAACCUGAACCAGUUAAACCAUUGGUAGCCAAGCCUGAGCCAGUGUCUAGUGUUGCAUCAAAUGAUUUGUUAGGACUAGAUAUAGGUUACGGAUUGCCAAAUGCUACGAAAGCAGCUGCCCCCCCACCUGUCUCUGGCAGCAAUGAACUUCUUGAUUUGUUUGGUGGAGACAGUGGACCUGCACAGGCUCCCCCCAAUAGUGACUUGAUGAAUGGUCAGAUGGAUGGCAGCUUGUUUGGUGAAGACCAGAACUCUGGUAGCAGUGACAAGAAAGCAACAACCAAAGAUUCUAUUAUGGCGCUUUUUGGUGGGGCACCGACUCCGCAGGCACAAAUGUAUGGUAUUCCAGGUGGGGUCUACAUGCCUCCCCAGCAACAGAUGUACCCUGGCAUGGUCAAUCAACCCCAGCAAAUGAUGGGACCAAACGUGUUGAUGGGACAGACGCCAGCAAUGUUGGGGCCAGGAAUGGGUAUGAUGGGACAGCCAGCUAAUAUACGACAGCAGGCGAUGAUUCGACCAUCUCCAGUUAUGGUCAAUCCAUCCCCUUUAGCUCAACAGAUGCCCAUGUACAGUUCCCCAAUGAUGGGAGGCAACCCAGGCAUGUACACACCACAGCAGAUACAGCAGCUUCAGUUCCAACAGAUGCAGCAGCAGAUGUCAACUCUCCAAUUAAACCCACAGACAGCACAAAGCACUACAGGCUGGGGGAAGCCUAGCUCAGGACAGACUCUAUCAACCAACCUAUGGCAGUAAAUUUCAUAAUCAAGGACACUGUACUCCAAGCAUUUUAAACAAUAUCUUUUUUUUUAAAUCGGGGACAGCUUAUGAUAUAAUUACUUUUUAUUGAUAGCACUUCUUUCUGAUUAAAACAACGACAACAAAAAUUGUUUAGAAAAUUGGAAAUUCUAGAAAUUUGGUAACAAGCUAUACAUUGAAAAUGAAAAGGGCAUGAAGUUGUUUUGUAAAAACUUACAGUAUGUUUUAAUCUGUAUGGCUGGGUGGGGUGAAAGUGUCCCUUUAGGUGAAAAUAACAAUGUAUAUUAGUGUACCAUAUAUAUAUGUUGAAUGUACUGUUUUUACAAGCUGGAUGCAUGAGAUAUUUGGGUAAUCUGUAGAAGUUGGUGUACAGACGUUAAAAAAUGGUAAAAACGUUUUGUCAGAGAGGGUUAAGCUUAGUGUUUAAAGAAAUAAAUUACUGUUUUUCACCAUGACAAUACUACUAAAGAAAAAAAAGUAGAGCCCUUGCUGCCAGGUAUUACUAUACUUCUAGAGAUUUCCUGACUAUUUCGUUAAGUUGCACAUGUGUAUUAAAUUAAUUUUUUUUUUUUUAUUUAAGUCAAAACACUUUUACUUUCAGAAGAGUAAAACAUUAUAUUGUGUUCUUGUGUCAUAGCACUGUCCAAACUUUAAGCACUGGUACUUUUUAUUCAAUGUUUAUAAUUGAAUCUAGACAUUCCACUAGCUUUUUUUUUCUUUCUCUUAAGUACCGGUUCUUUUUUGUUUGUUUUCAUUUUAUUUCACACAAGCAACCUUUGAAAACACAAAAUGUACACAGGUGAAUUUGUUCCUUUUUUUUUUUAAACACGUGUCACAGCAUUCUAAGAAGUCUGGACCGCCAAUUUUCUUUCAAAUUGUAAAAAAACAACAACAAAUAACUUGAUAUAUCUAUAUGUAAUUACCUGGACUUAUUUAUCAUAUUGUAUAUUUUAUGUUAAAAAAAAAGAUAGACAUUUUUGUUAAACUUGUAUUGUUAUGAAAUUGAAUUACAUAAGAUGCUAGUACUGACAUAAUAUACAUAUGUUUCUUUUCACACAUAUAUUUGAUACAUGUUUUUUAGUUCAAAAAUUAUUGCAUCAUCCUCAUUUUUUUUUAAUGGGUAAGAAUGUUUUUAUCUUGGGUUUUCUGAGUUGUAAUUUUUCAUAAUACUUAUUUUACAAUCAUCUAAAAUUAACCAAAGUAUGGGCACUCUAUUCAGAUUUGGCAUUCUUUCACUAAUAUAGCAUGCAUAUUCAUAAAAAAAAAAAUAGCUGAGAAUAUUUAAUUGUGAACUUGUCUACCCUUUAUUAUUAAAUUGAAUUGUAUGCAAAUUGCAACAUACAUACACUGUAUUUUUAAUACUCAGACUUACGAUAAUUUCUGUGGGGGAAAAGUUAUUUUCCUAAGGCUUAUUAACUGACUACUAUACUAAUUUGCAUGAUGCUAUGUUACCUUAGAGUUGAAUUAGUCUUGGUGUUUUUGUAACUGUAGGCUCCUAUCAACUAGAGCUAUUUAUUUUUACACUGGCAGUAUAUAACUGUGUUGUAGCCCCACUUCAUUUUGAUCCAGUAUCCAAAUGGCAGUUUAAUAACUCAAUAAAAUGUCGAAAUCUAUUUUUUUUUCUUGGUGUUUGUUUUUUAAAAUAAAUAUUGACUUGACAAUAGACAUUUCUUAUUUUUAAGCUACAUAAUAUAUACGAAUUCACUUUCAAUAUUAUAUGCACUUGCAGAUGUUUAGAGAUAAAUUAUUAUUUAUAUUUACCUUAGACUGUCAAAAAAAACAACAACUAAAAACCAUCAUGAUCUUUGUAAAAUACAUUGAGGAAAGUCUGCACAUUAGAGUUGUUAACACCUUGGUUUAUUUAUAGUUUAACCCUUGUCACUAUGAUUACAAUUGUAUAAAUAUGUAUACUUUUAUUCAGUAUUUAUUUUGUUUGAUUCCUUUCCUGUGGUUUGUGGUUUUGUUUCUUCAUGCUGUGCAUUGUUGAUGUUUAUCAAAUCCUUGUUGUUUGCUACAUUUAUGGACAUAUCCUUUAUACCUAGAAGAAUGUGUAGAAAUGCACUAUAAACACACACACAGACUUGUCUUCAAAAGUGUUAGAUUUAAGUAAUAUGAAAGAAGAAAGUGCUUUUAACUUUAUAUAGCUAGGAAUAUGUACAAUCUUAGCUCCACAAAUCAUCUAAGGUCAUCAUUAAGAGGACGCUUCAUGUAUCCAUCAAGCUUUAUCCAUCACAAAGGGAUGAGAACUUCUUUUUAUAAAGUUUAAUAAGUGUCUUAAAGUAAAGUACACAGUUUUAUAAGAAAAUUCUUGUCUGUCGGCUACUAGUGAGUUUACUAGGGCUUCUUUACUUAGACUAAUAUUUAGUCAUAACUUUGUGUACAGAAAAAAGAUUUUUUAAAUCCAAUAACAGCAUCACAGCAAGAACAUACUUUUAUUUCAACAAUCCAAAUUUAUCUUAGGACAUUUGAAAACAUAAAGUUGCAUUAUAUUUAUCCUAUUGAUUUUAGUCUUAAGUAAUACAAGUAUUGUAUCCCUUUGAGAUCAGAAGGUCCAUUGGAUUGGUGGUGUUAAGUUUACCAGUUUGUGAGAACAAUAAGGAUGUUGUGAAACCAAAAGCUAUAGCUUACUUUUUUUUCAGCUAAAAGUUGGUAUCUAACCACACACUGAACUCAGAUUCCAGCCAAACAUUUAACCUACUUGACCCAAUUUUACUGUAAAAUGAUAAGAGGGGUAUCUUUAUGAAAAUCUCAAAUUCAGUAAAGUUACUAGGCCAGGCUCAUCAGGGAAAGAUUUUUAUAACGAAUUUCUACAAUAGAUCUUAGUGUAUUAUUGAAUACUUUGUAAAUAAGUAAUAUUGUGGUGCCAAUGUUCCAUAGACUAGAACUCAAUUUUCACAAAUGUUACCAAAUCACUUUCAUAAUGUUUGUUAUACUAUCAUUUCUUUUCAUGCCCACCCCUUUUCUUUCUAACUUAGAUCUAUUGUUGUAUUUCAGCCAGUUAAGUGGUUGUAGAAGUCAACAUGAGUUGAUCCUUAUGUUGAGAUACCAAUUGAUAAAUCCACCGAAGGCUUCAAAUAGUGUGCAUCUAUUGAUUUUAAUAGUUUUUUUUUGUGUUCAGCAUAUGUUUUGUCUCUGAAGAUUUUUGUAACAAACAAUGUAAUAAAUUUGUUUUUCUGUGGA
Molecule: messenger RNA, 4637 nt
Organism: Biomphalaria glabrata
Lineage: Eukaryota; Metazoa; Mollusca; Gastropoda; Planorbidae
Product: stromal membrane-associated protein 1-like
Exons: 14
Coding region: 123-1454 (443 amino acids)
Molecular function (GO): GTPase activator activity; metal ion binding
Source: RefSeq, a predicted model, not a curated record